UUAGAGAGUUGUGUACAAGCAGUGAAGAUCUAAAACAGAGCUACUGAAGAAACAGCAGCCUUCAGAUUUUUAUAUUACAGAUUGAGAUUUUAUUUCCAUCAGCUAGCUGUCCAUCAUGAAGCUGAAUCUUUUUCUUCUUCUGCUUCUCACUGGACUGGUCCCAGUUGCUAUCCUGCAAACCGUCCUUCACAAAUAUGACCUGAUAAUGACAGGGGCGACAUGGCCUGUUGCACAGAAUUACUGCAGGGUGAUAUACGAUGAUCUGGCAACAGUCAUAAGUGAUACUGAUUGGCUAAGAUUGAAGAAGGAAACAGCAGACAAAAAUCUGGCAACAUAUGCCUUGGUCGGAUUAUACAAUGAUAUCAAUAGCUGGCGCUGGUCCUUAAACGACCUCCCACUGAAGAAUGUCACUUAUACCUGCUGGUACCCUGGACAGCCUAAUAAUCUCGGUGGAAAAGAAGAAUGUGGUAUCAUAAGUACUGGUACUGGAUGGAGGGAUAUUCCAUGUACAUUACUAAGACCCUUCAUCUGCUAUAAUGCUAAUUUCAGUGGUGCUGCCCGGUUUAUUGGCAUCACUACACCUCUGUCCUGGCCUCAAGCUCAGGCUUACUGUAGAGAACAUCACACAGAUUUGGCCAGCGCUCUUAACAGUUCAGAUCAAAACAUGUUAGCGCAGGUGAGGAACAUCCAGGGUGAUUCCUGGAUUGGGCUCUACAGAGACACAUGGAAGUGGUCAGAUGGAACCAUCGCUUCAAACCUACCAUGGGCUCCUGGAUACCCUAGUAAUGAUUAUGGCAAUGAGGACUGUGCAGUGGUUAAUAACGGAUUGUUCUAUGAUGCAACCUGCACCUACCCGUAUCCUUUUUUCUGUCAUUCCAGUGAGUCUUGUGUUUUUCUUGGCUUUUGCUAUUAA
Molecule: messenger RNA, 913 nt
Organism: Tachysurus fulvidraco (yellow catfish)
Lineage: Eukaryota; Metazoa; Chordata; Actinopteri; Siluriformes; Bagridae
Product: C-type lectin 1-like
Exons: 4
Coding region: 116-913 (265 amino acids)
Source: RefSeq, a predicted model, not a curated record